Hydatigera taeniaeformis is the source of this 405-nucleotide messenger RNA. NCBI's taxonomy places the organism in Eukaryota, Metazoa, Platyhelminthes, Cestoda, Cyclophyllidea, Taeniidae. The record is from the annotation of a GenBank genome assembly.
AUUGUGGUUACCGAAGAGAAGGGUCGUGGAGUGAUAACCACGCGGUCAUUUUCCCCAGGUGAAUUUGUGGUGGAGUACGUUGGUGAACUCAUCUCUGGUAGUGAGGCGCGAGCACGCGAGGCUGAGUAUAACAAGGACCCUAGCGUGGGGUCUUUCAUGUUUUUUUUCUGCCAUGGAAAUCAGCGCUACUGCGUGGAUGCAACUGAAGAAACAGGUAAACUCGGCAGACUCAUCAACCACAGUCGACUACAUCCCAACUGCGUUGUCAAAGUCAUACCCAUAAACGGGGUUCCUCACCUAGCCCUUUUUGCGAAAACCGAAAUCCCACCAGGGGAAGAGCUUCUAUACGACUACGGCGACCGUGGCAAAGCGAGUCUCACUGCUCAUCCGUGGCUUAAGACGUAG